CGUUGGCGCCGCGCGGUGCCGCUGAGCGGGGCCGCCCGGCGCAGACGGUGGGGGAAAGAUGUCGGACACCAAGGUGAAAGUGGCCGUCAGGGUCCGGCCCAUGAACAGGAGAGAGCUGGAGCUGAACACCAAGUGCGUGGUGGAGAUGGAGGGCAACCAGACCGUGCUGCACCCGCCGCCUUCCAACAGCAAGCAGGGAGAAAGAAAACCACCAAAGGUGUUUGCCUUCGAUCACUGCUUCUGGUCCAUGGAUGAAUCAAACACUACAAAAUAUGCAGGUCAGGAAGUGGUGUUCAAGUGCCUUGGAGAAGGAAUUCUUGAGAAGGCCUUUCAGGGAUAUAAUGCUUGUAUUUUUGCCUAUGGACAGACAGGUUCAGGAAAAUCCUUUUCAAUGAUGGGUAAUGCAGAGCAGCUGGGUCUGAUCCCACGGCUCUGUUGUGCUUUAUUUCAGAGAAUCUCUGUGGAAGAAAAUGAAUCUCAUACUUUUAAAGUUGAAGUGUCCUAUAUGGAAAUCUACAAUGAGAAAGUCAGAGAUCUACUUGACCCAAAAGGGAGUCGGCAGUCUCUUAAGGUUCGAGAGCACAAAGUGUUGGGACCAUAUGUAGAUGGCUUGUCUCAGCUGGCUGUUACGAACUUUGAGGAUAUUGAGUCAUUGAUGUCAGAGGGAAACAAAUCACGAACAGUUGCUGCAACCAACAUGAAUGAAGAAAGCAGCCGCUCUCAUGCUGUAUUCAACAUCAUAGUGACUCAGACACUGUAUGACCUGCAGUCUGGUAAUUCUGGAGAGAAGGUCAGCAAGGUCAGCCUGGUGGAUUUAGCUGGUAGUGAGAGAGUGUCCAAAACAGGAGCUGCAGGAGAACGUCUGAAGGAAGGCAGCAACAUAAACAAAUCCCUUUCAACGCUUGGGUUGGUUAUAUCAUCACUUGCUGAUCAAGCAGCAGGGAAAGGGAAGAAUAAGUUUGUGCCUUACAGAGACUCUGUACUGACUUGGCUUCUCAAGGACAAUCUGGGAGGAAACAGCCAAACUGCCAUGAUAGCCACAAUUAGUCCAGCAGCAGACAAUUACGAAGAAACACUAUCUACUCUAAGAUAUGCAGACAGAGCCAAAAGGAUAGUUAAUCAUGCUGUGGUGAAUGAAGAUCCAAAUGCCAGGGUCAUCAGAGAAUUACGUGAAGAAGUUGAAAAACUGAAAGAACAGCUCUCACAGGCUGAGGCCAUGAAGGCUCCAGAACUGAAGGAAAAAUUGGAAGAGUCUGAAAAGCUAAUAAAGGAAUUAACUGUCACUUGGGAAGAAAAGCUAAGGAAAACAGAAGAAAUUGCACAGGAGAGACAAAGACAGCUAGAGAGCAUGGGAAUUUCCCUAGAGUCUUCAGGUAUCAAGGUUGGAGAUGACAAGUGUUACCUGGUGAACCUGAAUGCAGACCCUGCACUCAAUGAACUUUUGGUUUACUAUCUGAAGGAUCACACAAGAGUUGGUGCAGAUACCUCUCAGGACAUACAGCUCUUUGGUAUAGGAAUCCAACCUGAACACUGUGAGAUUGAUAUUGCUUUGGAUGGAGAAGUCACACUCACACCAAAAGAAAAUGCAAGGUCCUGUGUAAAUGGUACGCUGGUAUGCUCUGUCACUCAGUUAUGGCAUGGAGAUAGAAUAUUAUGGGGAAACAACCACUUUUUUAGAAUCAAUUUACCAAAGAGGAAAAGAAGAGAUUGGCUGAAAGACUUUGAGAAAGAAGCUUUGUUAGGAGAGCAUGAUCUGGAUGCAGCCAGUGAAGCUUCUUCAGAGCCAGACUACAACUAUGAGUUUGCUCAAAUGGAAGUUAUUAUGAAGACACUGAAUAGCAAUGACCCAGUACAAAACGUGGUACAGAUCUUGGAGAAACAGUACCUGGAAGAGAAGCGGAGCGCUCUUGAAGAGCAGCGGCUGAUGUACGAACGUGAGUUGGAGCAGCUGCGGCAGCAGCUCUCUCCUGAAAGGCAGCAUCAGCAUGGCAGUGACAGACUCUCCUACACUGCUCAGACUGCACAGCAGAAAGUAAAUCUGUGGACGGAAGAGAGGGAUGAAUUGUUUCGACAGAGCCUGGCUAAACUUCGAGAGCAGAUAGUGAAAGCAAAUACGCUGGUGAGAGAAGCAAACUUCUUAGCAGAAGAAAUGAGUAAGCUGACGGAUUAUCAAGUAACACUUCAAAUCCCUGCUGAAAACCUCAGUGCCAACAGAAAGAGGGGUGCAAUAGUGAGUGAGCCUGCUAUUCAAGUGAGAAGAAAAGGAAAGGCUACUCAGGUGUGGACUAUUGAGAAACUGGAGAACAAAUUGAUUGACAUGAGAGAUCUCUAUCAAGAGUGGAAGGAGAAAAUUCCUGAGAUAAGGAAGCUCAUUGGCAAAAGAGGUGAUCCUUUUUAUGAAGCACAAGAAAAUCACAACUUAAUCGGCGUGGCAAAUGUGUUUUUGGAGUGCCUUUUCUAUGAUGUUAAGCUGCAAUAUGCUGUGCCUAUCAUCAGCCAGCAGGGGGAGGUUGCAGGACGAUUGCAUGUUGAAGUAAUGCGAGUCACUGGGUCUGUCCCAGAACGUGUGGUAGAAGGAGAUGACUCAUCUGAGAACUCCAGUGAGAGUGGGAGUCUGGAAGUCAUGGAUAACAAUGGAGAAAUUAUUCACAGAGCAAAAAAGCUCUCCUGCAGGGUAAAAAUAAAAGAAGCAACCGGACUGCCACCUAAUCUCUCCAACUUUGUCUUUUGUCAAUACACAUUUUGGGAUCAGUGCGAGUCAACAGUAGCAGCACCAAUUGUAGAUCCAGAUGUGCCUUCACCUCAGAGCAAAGAUGCUCAUUUUACAGUGACCUUCUCUCAUUGUAGGGACUACGUGGUGAAUGUCACAGAGGAGUUUUUGGAGUUCAUUUCAGAAGGAGCUCUUGCUAUUGAGGUGUGGGGUCACAGAUGUACAGGCAAUGGCACCUCUGUUUGGGAAGUUGACUCUCUUCAUGCUAAAACUAGGACACUGAGAGACAGGUGGAAUGAAGUAACUCGAAGAAUAGAAAUGUGGAUUUCCAUACAAGAAUUGAAUGAGAUGGGAGAAUAUACUGCAGUUGAACUCCAUCAGGCAAAGGAUGUAAACACAGGGGGGAUUUUCCAGCUUAGGCAGGGUCAUUCUCGCAGAGUUCAGGUGACAGUGAAACCUGUACAACAUUCAGGAACGUUGCCUCUCAUGGUAGAAGCAAUUCUUUCAGUCUCUAUAGGUGGUGUGACUGCCAGAUCAACCAAAUUGCAAAGGGGCUUGGACAGCUAUCAGAAGGAGGAGGAUGAUGGUGGUGAUAUGGAUAGUUAUCAGGAAGAAGACUUAAACUGCGUACGAGAAAGAUGGUCUGAUGCACUGAUAAAACGCAGAGAAUACUUAGAUGAGCAGAUUCAAAAGAUCAGCAAUAAACAAGAAAAAUCUGAGGAUGAUAUCGAACGAGAAGCUCGGCUGGUAGAGCAGUGGGUCGGGCUGACGGAAGAAAGGAAUGCAGUGUUUGUUCCAGCACCAGGCAGUGGGAUCCCCGGUGCACCUGCAAAUUGGAUUCCACCUGCUGGGAUGGAAACACAUAUACCUGUCCUCUUCCUUGAUUUGAAUGCUGAUGACCUCAGUGCCAAUGAACAACUUAUAGGUCCCCACGCAUCAGGAGUUAACUCAAUCCUACCAAAGGAGCAUGGGAGUCCAUUCUUUUAUCUGCCAAUCAUAAAACACAGUGAUGAUGAGGUUUCAGCCACUGCUGCCUGGGACUCUUCUGUCCAUGAUUCAGUGCAUCUGAAUAGAGUAACUCCUCAAAAUGAGAGGAUUUACUUAAUAGUGAAGACUACUGUGCAGCUCAGCCAUCCUGCUGCAAUGGAACUGGUCUUACGGAAAAGGAUUGCAGCCAAUAUUUAUAACAAGCAGAGUUUUACCCAGAGCCUGAAAAGAAGAAUAUCCUUGAAAAAUAUAUACUAUGCCUGUGGAGUAACCUAUGAAAUAGUAUCUAAUAUACCAAAGGCUACAGAAGAAAUUGAGGAUCGUGAGACCUUAGCUCUGAUGGCUGCAAGGAGUGAAAAUGAGGGUACAUCUGAUGGUGAAACUUACAUUGAGAAAUACACACGUGGAGUACUGCAAGUGGAGAACAUUUUGAGUCUUGAACGACUAAGACAGGCAGUUACAGUCAAAGAAGCACUCUCUACCAAAGCAAGAAACAUCCGCAGAAGCAUGAGCACACCAAACGUCCACAAUGUAUCCUGUAGCCGACUAGAUCUUUCUGCCUGUGAUGAAGAUGAUAAGGGUUGGUCUGAAAGUCACCUAGAUAUGUCUGACUGUUCUUCCAGUUAUCAGGAUGUAUCAUGCUAUGGUACUUUGCCCAGGGAGUCACCACGCAAGAGCAAAGAGGGCAGCGGUAUCACGUCAGAGAAUUCUCAUGCUUUAAUGGCCAGCCCUUUUAAAGCAUUUUCUCCUCAGCCACCCAAGUUUUUCAAACCCUUAAUGCCAGUGAAAGAGGAGCAUAAAAGGAAGACCCCACUUGAAAGCCGACCUCUGCUUAGUCAGGAGAAUAUGACUUCAUCUCAGGUGCAUUGUGCUGGCUGUGUUGUGCCUUCAGGAAGUAAUGCCAACAGCAUGCCUGUAGAAAGCAAUAGCAUACAUGAGGAAAAGAUUGAUUCUGAGGAGGAGGACAGUGAGUUGGAGGCCAUCCAUAAGAAACUGAUAAGCCCACAAAGUUUUAAAAAUUUCCGCCCUUACGUACCAGAGGAGUUUGCUGACUUCAGUGUUUACAAUGCUAGCCUGGAAAACAGGGAGUGGUUUUCUUCUAAAUCAGACUUCAUGAGUUCACGUGCUCUUGAGAAAGAGGUAUCCCGCAGCCCCACCACUAGCAGUAUCACUAGUGGCUAUUUUUCCCACAGUGCCUCUAAUGCUACUCUGUCUGACAUGCUUAUUCCCUCUAGUGAUAGCACAGACCAGCUAGCCUGUCACACAAAGGAACUGGACUGUAAUGACCCUUCAGGAUCAUCCCUUGCACAUGAUCCAAGAUCCUUGAACAAGGAAUCUUGUGAGGCAGAAAAGGAGUUAGCGAGAGAAAAGUUACCUGUGUUACCACUCAAAGAAAACAGUGCCUUAACAGAACGAGUUCCACUGUCCCUCAGUGCCACUGACACGGGCUCUCAGCAGUUACCCAGAGUUGGAUCACUUUCAGCUCUAAGCUCCUCAGAUGGCAGAAAUACUUGUCAUACAAUUGAAUUUUCUGCACGUGAAGCUACCGUGGAGCACACAAUGGAGAUUGUUGAAGAUCACUCAUUUACGGAGUUCAUGGGUGUCGAAGAUGGAAAAGACUUUGACCACUCAGCAUCUCCACAGCCCUGUUCUGUUGCGUCCUCCAAUGGAGUGAGCACCUUGGAGUUAUCCCCAGGAACUGGCAAGGAGCAGGACACGUGUGAGACCCAGCUGGGCUCUGCAACAGCAGGCAGUCAGCUUGCAAAUGCUGCGGGAAGGCCUUUGGUAGUGAAAGAGACUUCGGACUGUGAGACUUAUCCUGAUAUUUCCAUAGAUGAUUUUACUGGGAAGGACCACUUGGAUGGGUCUGACUGUGAAGACGGUGCUUCUGCAGAUCAAACCCAUGUCUUGCCUAGCUGGGUGGCAGUGGGUGAGCAAGUCUGUGUUGGAAGCAAUAAGGUGGGCACAGUGAGAUAUGUUGGAACGGUGGAUUUUUCAGCUGGCAUCUGGGUUGGAGUUGAACUAAACGUUCAGUUAGGGAAACACGACGGGACCGUCAAAGGCAGAGAGUACUUCCACUGCAAACCACGGCACGGGCUGUUUGUUCGCCCCGGGCGCCUCAGUAAAGCACCAGCGUCCACGAGGAAAUGCAGCAGCACUUGGCGGUCUCAGGCAUCUUCCACUUCAGAGAAACGGAGGAGUUCUGUACUUCAGGGCUCUCCAUCCACUCCUAAAGCAGGAGAAGGCCUCUGUCAUUCAGGAGAUGCGGCGGCCUCUGCUUUUUCUAGGAAACAAGAGAACAGGAAAUCGUGGAUUAACUGAACUGCGGUAUUUUUUGCACUUACUACACAUAUCACUGUGUGGAAAACUUUGGAAGGUAUUGUACAUUUAAAUCUGUCCAUACAGAAAGCGUAUUCCCUAGGGUCCUUGACUUCUCUAAUUUUUUUAUAAAUAAUAUAUAUUAUAUAUAUGAAUGUGUAUCUAUAGUUUGUCUGCCAGUGGGCAGAUACGGCUGCACACUAAAAUACAGUUAAAGCUGACGUGUAGAUAAUUGAGGUACUGGACUAUUUGUUAUGCACCAACGUGGGAGAUAUAUUUUAAACAAGUAGAAAUAUUUUAUUGUGGACAAGCAGGCUGUAAAUCCAUGUUUGGAAAAAGACUACGGUUUGCUGUUUUUCAUUACCAAAGAACUCGUUUCAGACUGA
Molecule: messenger RNA, 6402 nt
Organism: Centrocercus urophasianus (Greater sage-grouse)
Lineage: Eukaryota; Metazoa; Chordata; Aves; Galliformes; Phasianidae
Gene: KIF13A
Product: kinesin family member 13A
Exons: 40
Coding region: 59-6019 (1986 amino acids)
Biological process (GO): microtubule-based movement; regulation of protein localization
Cellular component (GO): adherens junction
Molecular function (GO): microtubule binding; cell adhesion molecule binding; ATP binding
Source: RefSeq, a predicted model, not a curated record